AUGGGAAUAUCUGGCACUACUGCAAAAAGGUCCUUUUCAGCUGCAAAUCAGGAACUGGGUAAGGAUUUAGUAGUAAAUGCCGCCCUUGACAAGCUGAAGGAGUUGAAGAAGAGUGAUGAUGACUGUAAAAGCAUGCCUACUGGUGGAGAAUCAAGAGAAUAUCCGGAGUCCAAAUUGAUGUCUGAUCAUAGAACAGAGACUGGUGGUGAAAGCAAGGGAAGAGACAAAGACAGGGACAGGGACAGGGAUAGGGAGAGAAUGAGGGAGAAAGAGAGAACAAAGAGCAGAGACCACGAUAGAGGACGAGAAUCUGACAGGGGACGGGGACGGGAGAAUACUGAAAGGGACACAGAUAAAGUCAAGGAAAGGGGCCACCGUUCGAGGGACAAAGGAAAAGACUCUGAUAAUAUGCCUGUGACAAGCUUUCCUCCCAUCAAGAUCGAGAAUGAUGAAGGCAGUGAAAGUGGAGGUGGAGAUCAAGGCAAUGCCAGUAGUUAG
Messenger RNA from Fraxinus pennsylvanica, 498 nucleotides. The record is from the annotation of a GenBank genome assembly. NCBI's taxonomy places the organism in Eukaryota, Viridiplantae, Streptophyta, Magnoliopsida, Lamiales, Oleaceae.